Messenger RNA from Pocillopora damicornis (cauliflower coral), 944 nucleotides. Its product is annotated as ATP synthase subunit O, mitochondrial. The record is from RefSeq and is a predicted model, not a curated record. Gene Ontology annotation, molecular function: proton-transporting ATP synthase activity, rotational mechanism. Lineage: Eukaryota; Metazoa; Cnidaria; Anthozoa; Scleractinia; Pocilloporidae. Gene Ontology annotation, biological process: proton motive force-driven ATP synthesis. Gene Ontology annotation, cellular component: membrane.
AGUUCACUGGGCACUAGAAAUUCAUCCGGGAGAUUUACUCUAAUCAACCAACAUGGCGGCUAUGUUGAGAGGCUGUCGCAUGUUAGAAAGUGUGCCAUUCUUGGCUCGAAGUCUGAGUGUCUCGUCUGCCCGAUGUGCUGAGCUAGCCGCUAAGCCUCCUAUACAAGUGUUUGGUGUAGAAGGCCGCUAUGCACAUGCUUUGUACUCUGCUGCAGCUAAACAAAAGCAUUUGGAGAAGGUUGAGAGUGAAUUACUGAAUGUUGAUGAGCUUAUAAGUACAAAUGAAAAACUCUCUGAAUAUCUUGCAAAUCCAACUUUGGACAAGUACAAGAAACAAUCACUUCUUACUGAUGUGUUGAAAUCACAAAAAUAUACUGAUAUUACAGUGAACCUUUUUGCAAUAUUGGCAGAAAACAACCGCCUUGGUUUAGUCCAUAAUGUAGUUUCUGCAUUUGGCAAACUUAUGAGUGCAGCCAGAGGUGAAGUGUUGUGUUCCAUAACAACUGCCAAGGAAUUGGAUUCUUCUCAAUUGAAAGAGUUGCAAGCAGCAUUGAAAGGUUUUGUACAAAAGAAUGAAACUCUUAAGAUUGAAACUAAGAUCGACCCUUCAGUGAUUGGAGGAAUGGUUGUGGAAAUCGGUGACAAACGCAUAGACAUGUCCAUGGCCACAAAGAUAAAGAACAUCACAAAUUCACUGCGAGAAAGUGUCUAAUAUUUUUGGAGUUGUAAGUUCUGAGAUUUCCCAAGUUGUUCAAUAAAGGUUCGAUUGUUUGAUGACUAAAAAUUAAUUUGAUUGUAAUAAUUUAAUAAGUUGUGGAAUAUCUGCUCUUUGGAUGUAAUGUAGUUGAAUAUAUAUGAAUGUUGAGAAUCUUUUUAACUCUCAAGAUUGCAUUUACCCCCAAGUGUGAUUUUCCUCAUUGGGAAAUAAAUGGAUGAGAAAUUCU